AUGUCUUCGAACAAGAAUGCUAAAUGGUCAUCCUCGGUUUCUUUAACGAAACUCGUCUCUUGUAUAACUCGUACACUAUCGAUUUCUUCCAAAACAAGACAACCACCAUCGAAGAAAACGAACAAAGUUGGGCCACAAUCUCAAACAAUUCCGACGAAUACCUUUUUUACUCCCAAAAGUGUACCUACUAUUCGUCAUCAUUCUACACAAAUUAUUUCACAAAUUCUACACAUGGAUAAUAGUAGACAAACAAAACAUAAUGGAGAAGCUAACAAUGCAAAUUCUUUUAAGAAAACAAAAUUCGAAGACGAUGAUUAUGAUGAAAAGCGACAAUCAAUUCAAGAUGAUUUGUCACUCUUUAAUGUCAGUGCAGAAAAUCUUCAUGAUGAACCAGAAGAACAUGAUGAAAGAAAUCAUCAACAAUAA
This is a messenger RNA of Rotaria socialis, 426 nucleotides long. Lineage: Eukaryota; Metazoa; Rotifera; Eurotatoria; Philodinida; Philodinidae. The record is from the annotation of a GenBank genome assembly.